This is a messenger RNA of Nicotiana tabacum (common tobacco), 462 nucleotides long. Its product is annotated as protein phosphatase inhibitor 2-like. The record is from RefSeq and is a predicted model, not a curated record. NCBI's taxonomy places the organism in Eukaryota, Viridiplantae, Streptophyta, Magnoliopsida, Solanales, Solanaceae. Gene Ontology annotation, biological process: regulation of signal transduction. Gene Ontology annotation, molecular function: protein phosphatase inhibitor activity.
AUGAAGGGCGUAAAAUGGGACGAGGCAAAAUUGGAGGAAAUAGAGGCAAACAAACCCGAGAGAAUGAAGAUAACUGAGCCAAAGACACCAUUUCAUCAUGUCAAGAUUGAUGAUGAGAACAAUUUUGAUGAGGAUGGCAAUGGUAGCGAUGUGGAUGAUGAGAUGGCAUCAUGUUCAAGUAAAAGUAGUAAAUCUCCUAAUUAUAAGGAUGAUCAUGAAUAUCAUGUCAUGGAUCAUAAUGAUGACGACGACGACGACGAUGAUGAUGAGGAAUCAGAAAGGAAAAGGAGUUUCAUAGAGCAUAGGAGAGGGCACUAUGAUGAAUAUAAGAGAAUCAAAGAGCUACAACGAAAUGGUUCAUUUCUUGCAGAACCUUCUGAUGAUGAAGAGGAUGAUUUAUUAUUGGAAGAUGGUGUUAAGGGCAUAGAAAUUGAGAAAGAAAAAGCAGACACUUCUGCAUAG